This is a messenger RNA of Periconia digitata, 310 nucleotides long. The record is from the annotation of a GenBank genome assembly. NCBI's taxonomy places the organism in Eukaryota, Fungi, Ascomycota, Dothideomycetes, Pleosporales, Periconiaceae.
CUUGAUUCAUCUCUUGCCAAGCAGAGCUGGACAAGUGGAUUGCUCGGACAUGAUUGCUAGACGACUACCUAGCACAAACGCACGGAUUACGCGCGAUGUGCUAGACUUUUUCCUGGGUCGUGCAGUGCCCAAACACGUACUUCUUAUUAGUUGUGGUAUGUGUGUCUUCGUGAAGCUUUGUUUCCAUGCUCCCCUGAUGGUGCCUGUGUGUACCCGUACACUAGCUCCUGUAGGUGAGAUUGCAACUCACUGUUCACGCUACAAAAAUUCAACUUUCAGUCAAAUGGUAAGUGCACAGAUCAUGUUUUGA